GCAGGUUUAGUGUUGCAAUGGGUGACAUUGGGUGUACGCCCCACGAUAGAUAAGAAUAGGAGGACAACGUGCCUGACCUCUAUGGAAACAAUAAAAAGCACACACAAGAGCACACUUUCUCGGUCUCUCCCCUGCUCUUCUCCAAGUACAUAUUAUCAAAACUCAGCUUCGUCCUUUUACUAGUUAUCGGAUCAUCCGCUAGAUCUUCGCGAAAACUCGUCAAUAGCCGAAAUGGAAACGGAUGCGCAAACCCCGGACUCCAGCGGGAGCUUUGAUUUUCAACUCUAUCGGUAUACCCCGUCACUGCCUGCUGCGGUCGUCAGUGUCGCCGUUUUCGCCAUCCUCACAAUUCUUCACACCUGGCGGCUGUACAGAGCACGGGCCUUUUAUUUUACCGCGUUCACCAUUGGUGGUUUGUUCCAAACCAUAGGUUACAGUAGUAGAAUAGCCAGCCAUUACGACAAGCUUUCCGUCGGCGCUUUCAGUAUUCAAGCCAUCUUUAUCCUCGUCGCUCCAGCCCUAUACGCCGCCUCGAUUUACAUGAUACUGGGCCGCCUCAUUCGAACAGUCAGGGGCGAGCAUCUGUCGUUGAUACCCGUCGACUGGGUGACGCGAAUCUUCGUCACUGGGGACGUGAUUUCAUUCACGCUACAGGCGGGAGGCGGGGGCGUCCAAGCUGCGGGCACUCUGGAGCUUUACGAAACUGGCGAGAAGUGCAUUAUCGCGGGACUCUUUGUCCAGAUAGUUGUGUUUGGAUUCUUCGUCAUGACCUCUCUCCUCUUCCACUACCGUCUCGCGAAGAGCCCUACAAGCACUUCCGAAUCAGCCAUACCCUGGAAGCGGCAUUUAUAUGUGCUCUACAUUACGAGCGGCAUCAUCCUAAUUCGAAGCAUCUUCCGAGUCGUUGAAUAUCUACAGGGAAACGGCGGUUACCUUAUCUCGCACGAAAUAUUCCUCUACAUAUUCGAUACUCUUUUGAUGGCCAUCGUGAUGGCUAUUUUCUUGGUGUGGUAUGUCGAAGACCUUGGGGGCAAGAAGUCAAAGAAAGGGACGGAAGAGCGCGAAACAUCAGGAUCGGAUGAGUUUAUGAUGGAAGAGGCACGGAAGUGAAGCGGGUUGAGAAUCGCGAAAUCGCGUACGAGUUAUUACACAUUGUUUUGGGGGACAAUUUGGGGGAUAAUCAUCGGCGGCCAGCGGAAAUGACGGAGUUUCUUCAUUGUAUUGUAGACUCAUAGAUGGGGGUGUUCAUCACCAGAUUGGCGUUCGGUUGCUACGUAAAUAAGUCGGUUAUCGGUUGUCGCACCGGGGUUGCAACGGACCUCGGCUUGAUUCCCACUUACCGGCUCUAGCUUGCAUGGUCCCACUUUUCGUCUUCGCUCCUCGUUCUUCGCUCAAUAUUUCGUUCUUAAUCUCGUUC
Messenger RNA from Colletotrichum navitas, 1417 nucleotides. RefSeq names its product RTA1 like protein. The record is from RefSeq and is a predicted model, not a curated record. Gene Ontology annotation, cellular component: membrane. The coding region runs from base 232 to 1110 and encodes 292 amino acids. Lineage: Eukaryota; Fungi; Ascomycota; Sordariomycetes; Glomerellales; Glomerellaceae. The transcript is spliced from 2 exons.